AUGGAUAUGAAAAUGUUCAUCGAUCAGUACUUCUCAUUAGCUAAUAUUGCAGCCUUAUUAGCUUUGUUAUCUUUCUUCUAUUAUGUAUGGAUCUCAAAGCCGUCAAGGAAUACCAAACUAUCAUCAGUAUCACCACCUGAAGUUGCAGGAGCGUGGCCUAUAAUAGGCCAUCUUCCUCGGCUAGUAGGGUCGAAACCUGUAUUCAAAAUCCUUGCAGACAUGUCUGACAUUUAUGGACCUAUCUUCAUGGUCCGUUUCGGCAUGCACCCAACGCUUGUUGUAAGCAGUUGGGAGAUGGCUAAAGAGUGCUUCACCACCAACGACAAGUUCCUCGCUGGCCGCCCGUCGGGUGCUGUCGACAAGUACCUCACUUCUGGCCUGUUUGGUUUUUCUACGUACGGUUCUUACUGGCGACAGCUCCGUAAGAUCUCUACCAUCCAUUUGCUCUCACAUAGGCGUGUGGAGCUUUUCAAGCAUGUUCCUUACUUGGAGACCUCCAACUGCAUGAAACACCUGCACCGGUGCUGGAUGAAACGCCAAAACCAAAUAAAACAAAAUUACACAGCAGCUGGUUCAGUUAAAGUUGAUAUGAGCCAAGUAUUUGGAGAGCUAACCUUGAAUGUGGUGUUGAAUUUAGUUGCUGGAAAAACGAUUUUUUUCAAGAACGACAACAGUCACGAAUAUGCCUCCAAAGAUGUCUUUAACAAAGAGGAAGAAGAAGGUCAAAGGCUCCAUAAGACCAUCAUAGAAUUCUUCACACUAGCAGGAGCUUCGGUUGCAUCUGAUGAUCUUCCAUUCCUCGGGUGGCUGGAUGUGGAUGGACAAAAGAAACGCAUGAAAAGGGUGGCCAAGGAUAUGGAUUUCUUUGUUGCAAAGUGGCUUGAAGAGCAUCGGCAUCAAAAAAGACAAACAGUACAAUCAAGCUCAGGAGCAGGAGGCAGUAAUCAUGACGAUCCAAAAGAUUUCAUGUAUGUGAUGAUGUCAGUUCUUGAUGGGGACAACGACGAUCUCUUUUUUGGUUACAGCCGUGACACUGUAAUCAAAAAAACAUGUCAGCAAAUGAUAAUAGCUGCCUCGGAUACCACGUCAAUUACCUUGACAUGGGCUCUCGCACUACUGAUCACUAAUCCUGCUGUCUUAAAAAAGGCUCAGGAUGAGCUUGAUAUGAAAGUAGGGAAGGACAGAAACGUAGAGCUGCUCGACAGCAAUGAUCUUGUCUAUCUCCAAGCAAUUGUUAAGGAGACACUCCGGAUGUAUCCUGCUGCCCCGCUCGACGUAACCCAUGAAGCUAUCAUAGACUGCAAUAUUGGUGGUUAUGAAGUGAGAGCAGGCACACGUUUGUUGGUCAAUCUAUGGAAACUGCACCGUGAUCCUCGAGUGUGGUCAAAUUCGUCAGAGUUCAAGCCGGAGAGGUUUCUUCCACAGCUAGAUGGUGGUUCUGGAGGUGAGGCAGAAAACUUGGACUUCCGAGGCCAAAAUUUUGAGUAUCUACCAUUUGGUUCAGGAAGAAGGAUAUGUCCAGGGAUCGACUUCGCCCUCCAAACGGUUCAUACAGCACUUGCUCGCCUGCUUCAUGGGUUUGAUUUCGACUCAGCAGGACUUGUAACAGACAUGAUGGAAGGUUCAGGUUUAACCAUGCCCAAGUUAACCCCACUAGAGAUUUACCUUCGCCCACGCCUCCCAGUCAAACUUUACUUGGAGUGAUGCCAGGAUGUAAGGUUUCUUCCCAUAUUCAGGGACGGAACUACAACAGGGACGGAACUACAACCCAGCUUUACCUAGCUCAAGCGAGGCCCAAAAGCCCAACAACUACUUAUUUUAAGUUGGGCUGGAAAACAUGUUUUGAAUUUAGGAUUAAGCCCAGUACGAAAACUGGUCCAACCCUUCUCAUACAAGUUUUCUGGUUCCAUAUUAAUAUACUCCAACAAUAAAAACCACUUGAUACAGUAAGAAAUUUAGGCUAUGUUUGUACUUUUUGCUUUCGGUUUUGGGUCGGAUGUGGAUUUGGUUCAUAUCUGGAUCUCGAUCUGGACUGUUUUCUAUUUAUAUAGUUCGUUUGUAUUUGUUUAUGUUUUUCUUCA
Papaver somniferum (opium poppy) is the source of this 2081-nucleotide messenger RNA. RefSeq names its product cytochrome P450 CYP82D47-like. Gene Ontology annotation, molecular function: monooxygenase activity; heme binding; iron ion binding. Gene Ontology annotation, biological process: defense response to other organism. Lineage: Eukaryota; Viridiplantae; Streptophyta; Magnoliopsida; Ranunculales; Papaveraceae. The record is from RefSeq and is a predicted model, not a curated record. Bases 1 to 1704 code for a protein of 567 amino acids. The transcript is spliced from 2 exons.